Vollenhovia emeryi is the source of this 582-nucleotide messenger RNA. RefSeq lists its product as uncharacterized. The transcript has a single exon. The annotation marks the transcript as partial. The record is from RefSeq and is a predicted model, not a curated record. Gene Ontology annotation, molecular function: catalytic activity. NCBI's taxonomy places the organism in Eukaryota, Metazoa, Arthropoda, Insecta, Hymenoptera, Formicidae.
GCGGGGGACUCGGUUGCGAUUCGAUGGCGGUCGGUGCCGGGAGGGCCCGACACGGCCGCCAUUGAAAAAGGGGAACGGCACGUGGCCGUUCAAUGGGGGCCCAUCGCGGUCGUGGGGGUGUACUUGAGGCCCACCAGGCGCCUUCCUCUCUUCGACAACUGGCUCUCGGACAUCGGGCAGGCGCUCAUACGCCUGAGUCCGAGGCCGGUCCUCGUGGCCGGGGACUUUAAUUCGUGGCACACGAAGUGGGGUUCCCGGCACACGAAUAGGAGGGGUAGGGCCCUGGAUGAGUGGGCGGCGGCGCAUGGUCUGGUCCUGGUCAACGAGGGCCGGACCUCCACCUGCGUGCGGACGCACGGGGAGUCCAUCGUGGAUCUCACGUGGGCGACCCCCUCGGCCGCGUGCCUUAUCACGGGGUGGAGGGUGGAGGAGGGCACCGAGACUCUGUCAGAUCAUCGUUAUAUAACGGUGGAGCUCGGUGUCCUCUCCUCCGUGCGUCGCCACGAGGAGACGCGACCGCGAUGGGCACUACGCAAACUCUGCGAGGACGCCCUGAUGGCCUCGCUAGAGGCCGCCUGUUGG